Neoarthrinium moseri is the source of this 1404-nucleotide messenger RNA. RefSeq lists its product as uncharacterized. The coding region runs from base 1 to 1404 and encodes 467 amino acids. NCBI's taxonomy places the organism in Eukaryota, Fungi, Ascomycota, Sordariomycetes, Amphisphaeriales, Apiosporaceae. The transcript has a single exon. The record is from RefSeq and is a predicted model, not a curated record.
AUGCCGUCUCUCUUUCCUGUAGUUAACAAGGCCCGGAAGCCCAAGUUCGAGCUCCACCUGACCAUCUACGACCUCAACAACGUUCCGCUCGUCAACGGCGUUUCGCAGAUAAAAUGGCACCUCCCCCACUCCAUGCACGGCGAACACCGCGGGCGGACCGAGAAGCUUCCCAUCGACAGCACCAAUCACCGCGUCACCUACAACUAUAGCAAGGUCGUGCCCAUGCGCAUAUCCAUCGACCGGAACAACAACCUGACCGAGUGCCCCAUCGAGUUCGAGGUCGCCCAAGAGUUCCCCGUCGGGGCCGGCGGCCGGGACGAGAAGAUCACGCUUGGUGUCGUCAAGUUGAAUCUCAGCGAGUAUGUCGAGGAGAGCGAGAGCUACCCCCGGAGGAGUACCGGAAGCAGGACUGGUGGCAGCUUGGAUCACGCCCGCGAGAAGAUACUUGGGCCAGCCUUGCAAGGCCACCGGCGGAUGGGCAGCACGAACAAUCACGGUACCGCCAGCCCGGGGAGCUCCGGACUAUCCGACCACAGGAUCGCCGAAGAGGAUACGGCUGAGGAGGGAAUUGUGCGGCGCUAUCUCAUGCAGGAGAGCAAAAUCAACAGCACUCUCAAGCUGGGCAUCCUGAUGGUCCAGAUCGACGGAGACAGGAACUAUGUCGCACCGCCCUUGAAGACGGCCCCCAUGUUUGGCGGCAUAGCCGGCAUCAUGGCCGGAGAGACCGUUGAGCCCGUCGACGAAUCAGCCGGUGCCGGGACGACACCUAACCUUACCAGCCAGAACAAGUCCCGGGACGCCAGCGAGCUGCAGGAUAUGUACCGCCGCGCGCUGGCGGCGAGUUGGUCUUGUCAGCCCGGCGAAAUGCCCGCCGACGAGUGUAUCGAGGACAUUUUUGCUGGCGGCGACGGGUGGAAGGACUCGAAUCCCAAGACCGCCACCAUGGAGCGACGGCGCGAGAGCCGCCGCGGCCGUCGCACCGAAGACACGACGAGCCCCUCGGGCAGCGACGAGGGCCGGGGAGGAGACACGCUGCGGCCCUCGGACGCCCGCAAGGUGCGCUCGCUCCUCAACCACGCCCGCCAGCUCAGCGGCUCGUCGGACAAGUCCCUCGUCACCGUCAAGGGCCGCCCGGGGUCCAGCGACCACUCCACCCACCCUUCCAACAGCCAGCGCCGAUCGCACAACCGCCAGCCUAGCCGGGACAACCCCUUUGCCGAAGGCGGCCGCAGCCGGAGCGGAAGUCUGGCGAGCCUCGUCCCUACCCUGGGCAGUCUGGGAAGCGGCAGUGCCAGCGGGCACGACGGCCUGUACAGCGCGCGGCGACACCACAAGGAGGUCCACGAAUCGGAGGUUAGAGACGACCUGAUCAGCUGGUCUCUGCCGGGAACUGCUGUGUCCUGA